AUGGAUGCGUUUGGUGGUUCGAGCGCGGCGUCGGGGGGGUGGGGCGAGCGGGGGGGGGAUGGGUCGGAUUCCGACGACGACGACGGCGGCGGCGCGCGGAUCGGCGCGCGCGGGGCGCGGUUGAUGAUCGAGAUCAAGCCCGAGAGCGCGGUGACGCGCGGGGCGAACGAUGGGCGGUCACUGGAGGGGUUCGUUUUCGACGCCCCGCCCAGGGCGCGGACGAUGGGGGGGGAGGGGGUCGGGAUGGGUGAUUUCGGCGCGGCGCUCGCGCUGGCGACGACUGGCGGAGAGGAGACGGUCGCGUCGGGGGACGUGAGGGAGGUUUUAAGGAAGGAUGAACGUACGUCUGGGGAAUCCGAUCGCGCGGGGUCGUCGAACGGUGAGCGCGAGCGAGCGUCGACGUCUGACAGGGCGGGGAUUCGGGAGACGGGGCGAAGCGGACGAAUGAGCCCAAAGCCGCCGCUCGCAGGGCAGAGCUCGUCGAGAGGAUUCGAUCCGUACGACAUGCUCGACGCCAUCGUCGGUAAAGAAUCGACGGAAGUGACCGACAUAGAUAGCGUCGCCGUCGAUCGUCUUCAUCCGUCGUCACCGCCAAAGAGACCGAGUCUGAGGGAUCGACCGACGAGUCGAGGGUCGUUCUCGACGUACUCGUUUACCGACUUGUCGGGAAGAAUUUCAAAGGAAAUUCCGAGUCCACGAGGUGGUCACCCGGGAUCGAGGAACUCACUCGGGGGCAUGGACUCGCAGACGGAGUUCUACGAGGAGUUGGCGCAGAUUUCGCUCCCCGACACGGACACGAUCAAGCCGGCGAAGGAGUUCGCGAGAGGCAUCGCUCUGUUCGACGCCAACAAGCUCAGCGAUAGUCUCUUCGCGUUCGUAUCGGCCGCUGUGAACGCUGUGCACAGCGAGGACCCGAUAGCGCGAAAGUGUGCGGCAUACGCGACGACGUGCAAGAUUCUCAGGGACUGUUCAACAAUUCUCGUCGCGAACGCGAGCGAGUGCGCUCGGCUAACGAGGCACUUGGUGGAAUUGGAUCACCUCGAGGAUCGACAUCGACGAGCCUGUCUUCGCUUCGGGAGCGCGAAGAACUUCAAGGCUGGGAACACUGGAGUGGCGGCGCGGAUGAUUCGGCAACUCACGGCGAUGUCUUCAUCCUCGGGCACGACGAACUUGGAAGCUAUGCUCGCGCAGUGUACGCAGCGGGGCGAAGUCAACGAGGACGUUCCGGAGGACGAGGACCCGCGUAAGAUGUGCGCCGCGACGUUGGAAUCCAUACCCAUCACCUCAAAUGGGAUUGUCUGUGGAUGCUGUGACGCGUUGCACUCGACGAAAGCGGCAUUCGAGACGGGGCAGUGCGUCGUGUGUCGCUCCACCCUCGCCGGGUCGCACAGACGUAACAGUCACAGAGCGUGGUGA
Molecule: messenger RNA, 1416 nt
Organism: Ostreococcus tauri
Lineage: Eukaryota; Viridiplantae; Chlorophyta; Mamiellophyceae; Mamiellales; Bathycoccaceae
Product: unnamed product
Exons: 1
Coding region: 1-1416 (471 amino acids)
Source: RefSeq, a predicted model, not a curated record